GGCUGCCGGGCUGCUACGCGUGUGUCUGCAGGUAGGGACGCUACAAAUGCAGCCUGCUAGCGUUCGCGCCAGUCAGGCCUACCGCGAACUGGAUGCUGCUGCAGAGGACUGCAGCUCGCACAACCUGCUCGCACUACUGCAAAAAUGCAAUGCAAUUGCAGGGCAAAAAGCUAGUGUGCCGAUACGCUAGCUUUUGUCGAGGCCUUGCACAAGGUUGUGGAUGGAUACCAGGGCGUAGCGCUGCCUGUCGUGCCGUAGACAAUGCCUGACAACGUCCUUUGACUGCUGCGCUGCCAUAGCCGCUGUUUGCAGUCGUGUCACGGCUGCUCUCCCUGUCCAGCUGUAUCAUAGCUGCUCGGUUUGCAUCCAUGCGACGCGCACUGGUCUGUCUCAGCUGCUGCGCCUUCGCAGCAGCGUUGGUCGCGCCGCCACAGCAACGGACGACGCGCACGGAACUUCACGCGGAGUCGCGCUUCUGGUCCUACGACGGUGUGGACGUCCACUACGCCGUCGAGCAGGCGACGAAACCAUCAGAUGCGGUCGUCGUCUUCGGCCCGGGAUUUGGAGCGGGCGCGUUCCAAUUUGAAGACGUCUGCAGACACGUGGCAAAUGGAGGCGUCGACGCGAUCGCGAUGGACUGGCUCGGCCAAGGGCGCUCGUGGCCCGAGGGCGACAUGGCGGGGCGGAACUUUGGGGUGGAGACGUGGAUCGCGCAACUGACGGCGUUCGUCGAGCAGCUCGACUACUCCCAGGUCUACGUCGCGGGCAACUCGAUUGGGGGCCUCGUGGCGGCGUCCGUGGCCGCGCGGUCCGAUAAAGUCGCGGGCUGCGCUUUGCUGAAUCCGACGCCGUUCUGGAGCUUCUGGGGUGUAAAUGGAUGCCCGCUCUGGUCCGGCGACCUGCCGGGGCCGGCGCCCUUCGAGGCUUUUGGAGGUGCGUGGUUCGACGCUUUGAGGGAUGAAAAGACGGUCCAGUCGUUGCUGAGGCAGGUCUACGCGGCGCCGGCCCGGGCCGACGACCGGCUGGCGCGGGACAUUUGUACGAGUGCGGCGCAUCCCAACGGGCCGCGCGUGUUUGCGUCGAUCUUGUUCGCGGGACGAGCAAAAGAUGAAUUCGACGACGUCAUGCGACGGCUGGGCGAGAAGGACCUCAAAACGUACCUCGUCUAUGGGCGGGAGGACCCCUGGGUCCGGCCCAUCUGGGGCCAGCGGGCGGCGCGGCGCUUCGCCGAGGCCGGGCGGACGGCGCCGUACUACGAGCUGUCGCCGGCGGGCCACUGCGUGCACCACGAGGCGCCACACGCCGUGGCGGCCUGCGUGUUGAAGCUUAUUCGCGGCGUCGACGUGCCUGUGUCCGUGCAAGAGGACCACGGGCCCCGGAUAGCUAUCGAGGAGCGGGGUCCGGCGGCGCCGCGCGGGAUUCUUGAGCGCGUCGCGGCGGGGGCGUGGGGGUGACGUAAGGUUCGGAA
Pelagomonas calceolata is the source of this 1468-nucleotide messenger RNA. Lineage: Eukaryota; Pelagophyceae; Pelagomonadales; Pelagomonadaceae. The record is from the annotation of a GenBank genome assembly.